Molecule: messenger RNA, 877 nt
Organism: Phoenix dactylifera (date palm)
Lineage: Eukaryota; Viridiplantae; Streptophyta; Magnoliopsida; Arecales; Arecaceae
Source: RefSeq, a predicted model, not a curated record
GCGGUGGGUAUGUCUUUAAUAUCUUCUACGUCCUCAGAGCUUUCAGGAGCUGGAAUUCAAGAUAGCAAAGUCACUUGUGAUUAGCUUCAACCACCAGGAGACGUCGAUCAGAUGACGAUCUACGGUAACAUAAUUCACCCCAUGCACCCGGACCAUGUCCUCAAGCUAGAGCAGGAGGAGACACCUUACACUUGCAAUGGCUGUGGGGAACUGGGAUUCAACUCUCGAUAUACAUGCGAAGAAAAGUCAUGCAACUUUCAUCUCCACAAGGACUGUGCCACCCCUGAGGACAUCAUCACCCAUCCUUUCUUCCCGGGAUGCUCCUUCCAUUUCCUCCAAUCAGGCGAGCCAGAUCGAUUCUGUGAUGCAUGUGGAAGGGACAUCAAAGGCUUUGUCUACCAUUGCUUUGAUAAAAAAUGGGACCUGCAUCCAAGCUGUGCAUCCCUUCCACAUGUCAUGGAGGAGGCUGAAGUAAAGCUGGUCCUCCACCGGAAGGUAUCGUCAAAAUGCUGCCGAUGUCGGAAGAAAGAGCUCAGGAAGGGAGCCCGAAGCUGGUCUUAUGUAUCGACAUGCAAGGAGUGCCAUCUCCAUGUGGCCUGUGUGAAGGAGAUCCUACUUGAGAACUGGGAGAAUGAGCACCUUGGUGAUGGCAGGAGAGAGGUCAAAGCAGAGACGAAGGACAGUCUAGUACUGAAGAGCACAGCGCCUAAGCUCCAAAUUGUUCUUGAGAAGAAAAGGAGCAAGUCGGGGAAGUUUGCAAAGUUCAAAAAAAUAGCGAAGAUCGCAAUUACUUUUAUCAUGGCUGCAGUAGUUGGAGACCCCACAGCUCUGGUUGCAGGUCUGAUUGCAUCCCUCAUUGCACAUUGAUUUUUUUUUA